This is a messenger RNA of Melopsittacus undulatus (budgerigar), 612 nucleotides long. It is a transcript of the gene RPL32, whose product is annotated as ribosomal protein L32. Lineage: Eukaryota; Metazoa; Chordata; Aves; Psittaciformes; Psittaculidae. The coding region runs from base 160 to 567 and encodes 135 amino acids. The record is from RefSeq and is a predicted model, not a curated record. Gene Ontology annotation, biological process: translation. Gene Ontology annotation, molecular function: structural constituent of ribosome. The transcript is spliced from 4 exons. Gene Ontology annotation, cellular component: ribosome; cytosolic large ribosomal subunit.
CCGCGCUGCCCCGCGAGCGUUCAGUGUCCGCUCUGCGCAGUCGCGGCCCCUCGUGAGCCUGGCAGGACCUUCUGCAUAUCCCAUCAACCCCUGCGCCCAGCCCCGCCUCCCUCUCUCGGCGGGGCCUGCCGCGGAAGGUGCCAUCGCGCUCCCGGCACCAUGCCUGCCCUCAGGCCUCUCGUGAAACCUAAGAUCGUCAAGAAGAGGACCAAGAAGUUCAUCCGGCAUCAGUCUGAUCGCUAUGUCAAGAUCAAGCGGAACUGGCGCAAACCGAGGGGCAUUGAUAACAGAGUUCGCCGGCGCUUCAAGGGCCAGAUCCUGAUGCCAAACAUUGGUUAUGGCAGCAACAAGAAGACCAAGCACAUGCUGCCCACAGGCUUCAGGAAGUUCCUGGUCCACAACGUCAAGGAGCUGGAGGUGCUCAUGAUGAGCAACAAGUCAUACUGCGCAGAGAUUGCUCACAACGUGUCUUCCAAGAACCGGAAGAUAAUCGUGGAGAGGGCGGCCCAGCUUGCCAUCAAGAUCACCAACCCCAAUGCCAGGCUGCGCAGUGAGGAGAACGAGUAGAGCAGCCUCUGCCUCCGAGAUGUAUUUAAUAAAGUGUAAACCAGA